Acanthopagrus latus (yellowfin seabream) is the source of this 4112-nucleotide messenger RNA. It is a transcript of the gene tle2a, whose product is annotated as TLE family member 2, transcriptional corepressor a. The record is from RefSeq and is a predicted model, not a curated record. Gene Ontology annotation, molecular function: transcription corepressor activity; protein binding. The transcript is spliced from 20 exons. Gene Ontology annotation, biological process: negative regulation of canonical Wnt signaling pathway; regulation of DNA-templated transcription. NCBI's taxonomy places the organism in Eukaryota, Metazoa, Chordata, Actinopteri, Spariformes, Sparidae. Gene Ontology annotation, cellular component: nucleus; transcription regulator complex. The coding region runs from base 648 to 3029 and encodes 793 amino acids.
UGUUAUGUCCCAUUGAGGAUCAGAGAAGGGGGGAGUGAGAGAAGUGAGGGACUGGGGAGUGUUGUGUGUGUGUAUGUGUGUGUGUGAAAAGAGUGCAGAGACAAAAGAGGCUGCGGCUGCAUUCAAUGUGCCGGUGGUGUGUCCGUCUCCGAAGCCACAAGCAGAAACCACAUCCCCCCCCCCCCUUCUCUCUCUCUCUGGCCCUUUUUUUAUGCUACACACGGCGGCGACGAGGAGGAGAUACCGGAGAGGGGAAACCGACUGCGUUAUUCGCUGGAAGUUGAGGACUCGGAAGGGAAAAGCUUCCCUUCCUUAGGACCGGGUGUUCCUCCGCCGUCGUCGUCCCCCCUCCCCAACACUCACUACUACACGUCGAGCGGUGCGGCGCGGCGCGGUGCGGUUUUGGGGUUGGAGAUAUAACCCAGAACAAAGGAGUGUUGGAGCGAGGAAUGAGCGAGCCGAGACUAGCUUCGCCUCUGCCUUUGAAAGCGGGCCAAAUGCCUCUCUGAGACCGACAAGAAGCGCAUCGGCGGCCGCUCGCGUUUCUCGACGAAGAAGCCUUUUCCGCCCCGGGAAGCGAGAAAGAAGAAGGGCGAAUUCGAGGGAAGGGACACGCAGAGAGGGAGACGCACAAGUCGGCGGCUACAAUGUUCCCUCAAAACCGACCACCGGCACCUCUUCAGCCACCCCCGGGGUCCUCGGCCUCUGUGGUGGCAGCUGCAGCAGCGGCGGCGGCAGCAGCCUCGGGGACACCCCAGUCACUGAAACUAACCUACCCAGAAACUUUGGACCGCAUCAAGGAGGAGUUUCAGUUCCUUCAGACUCAGUACCACAGUUUGAAACUGGAAUGUGAGAAACUGGCUACAGAGAAGACAGAGAUCCAGAGACACUACGUUAUGUAUUACGAGAUGUCCUACGGCCUUAACAUUGAAAUGCACAAACAGACGGAGAUUGCCAAGCGGUUGAACGUGAUCUGUGCUCAGCUCAUCCCAUUCCUGUCACAGGAGCAUCAACAACAGGUGGUCCAGGCCAUGGAGCGCGCCAAACAGGUGACCAUGGGGGAGCUAAAUGCUUCAAUAGGGGUACGUGGGCUCCCCCCUCUGCCUCAUAGCCAACAGCUCCAGGCCCAGCACCUCUCCCAGCAUGCCCAGGGUUUGCCAGUGGGCCCACACCCAUCAGGACUGCCCCACCCCGGCCUGGCGCUUGGCGGAGGGUCUGGACUGCUGGCCCUGUCUGGGGCUCUGGGGGCUCAGCUGGCUGCCAAGGAUGAGAGGGCUCACCUAGAGGCAGCGGCCGCUGCUGCUGCUGCUGCAGAGCACCACAGAGACCGAGAAGCAGGACCAAGCUCUCUGUCCAAUGGGGAUAAGGGUCGCUCAGCAGACUACCUCAGCAACGGCAAGAAGAGGAAAGCUGAUGAGAAGGAGUUCAUGACGGACUAUGGCAGCGAUGCAGAUAAGAGCGAUGAUAAUUUGGUGGUGGAUGAGGACCCGUCGUCCCCCCGCAGCGUGCAGUCCUACUCGUCCAGGGAGAACGGCCUGGACAAGAUGCCCCCGUCCCGUAAGGAGGGCCCCCCACAGGCCAGCCCCACCUCCCUGGCCUCCUCCAGCAGCGCUGCCUCCCCGUCUCGUGGCAAAGAGCCUCCGCAGAGGGAGAAGUCCAGCACUCCGGGCAUGAAGCCAGGGACACCCAUGUCUCAAGAGUCCAACACUCCGGGACCCAGCGGACCUCCACAGUUCAGACCUGUCCCUGGCAAGCCUGGUGUUGACCUCGCUCUGGGUCUAAGAAAUCCCCUGGCGGUGCAGGGAGCCUACCCCCCGGGGGCUUUCGGCCUUCCGCCUCCAGGGGUGAACGGGGACCUACCCGGGGCGGCGGGCUACGGCGCCGGCCUCCACUUGGUCUCCCCCCAGAUGAACGGCGCUGCAGCUGCAGCGGCGGCAGCUGCCGCAGGCUACGGACGGUCCCCUGUGGUGGGCUAUGAGUCUCCACACCCACAUAUGAGGGUCCCUGGGCUGCCUGCCAGCCUGCAGUCGGCUGCCUCUGGAAAACCUGCCUACUCUUUCCACGUGAGCGCAGAUGGGCAGAUGCAGCCGGUGCCCUUUCCUCCUGACGCCCUGCUGGGCCCGGGAAUCCCACGACACGCCCGUCAGAUUCACACCCUGAACCACGGAGAGGUGGUGUGCGCCGUCACCAUCAGCACCUCGACGCGCCACGUCUACACGGGAGGAAAGGGCUGCGUCAAGGUGUGGGACAUCAGCCAGCCAGGAAGCAAGAGCCCCAUGGCCCAGCUGGACUGUCUGAACAGGGACAACUACAUCCGCUCCUGCAAGCUGCUCUCCGACGGGCGAACCUUGAUUGUUGGCGGUGAGGCCAGCACGCUGUCGAUCUGGGAUUUGGCCACACCCACCCCUCGCAUCAAGGCGGAGCUGACGUCGUCCGCUCCCGCCUGCUAUGCUCUGGCCAUCUCCCCGGACAACAAGGUCUGCUUCUCCUGCUGCAGCGACGGCAACAUCGUGGUCUGGGACCUUCACAACCAGACUCUGGUCAGGCAGUUCCAGGGCCACACAGACGGGGCGAGCUGCAUCGACAUCUCCAACGACGGCACCAAACUGUGGACUGGAGGGCUGGACAACACUGUCCGCUGCUGGGACCUCCGGGAGGGACGCCAGCUCCAGCAACACGACUUCACCUCGCAGAUCUUCUCCCUGGGCUACUGUCCGACAGGCGAGUGGCUGGCUGUGGGAAUGGAGAGCAGUAACGUGGAAGUCCUGCACGUCUCCAAACCUGACAAGUACCAGCUGCACCUGCACGAGAGCUGCGUUCUCUCCCUCAAGUUCGCCUACUGUGGUAAAUGGUUCGUGAGCACGGGCAAAGAUAACCUCCUGAAUGCGUGGCGGACACCCUAUGGAUCCAGCAUAUUCCAGUCGAAGGAGUCUUCGUCGGUUCUCAGCUGUGAUAUCUCCCCCGACGACCAGUUCAUCGUCACCGGCUCCGGAGACAAGAAGGCCACAGUCUACGAAGUCAUUUACUGAACUAUGAUUGGCUAAAAAAAAACAAACAAAAAAAAAAACAACUAAUAAUCAGGGGGCGGGGCCGAGGCUCCCUCCUGCGCCAGUGACUGUACAGAGCAUCGGUGGCAUGGAAAACAAGAGACACUCAACUCCUACUUUGUUGUUUUGUUUACGUCUGUGAAAGAAAUGAGAGGGAGUGAAGGGAAGCAAGGGGGCACAAAGUCACAUCUCUGGAAAAAAACAAACUGUUUUUAACGCUCUGAGAACGCUGGUUAGGUUAGAGCUGCGCAAAUGUGGAUUCCUCCAAAGAACUUUUGUUUUUGUUCCUUUUUUUCCCUUUUUUAACAAAAUAAAACCUCUGUAGUGAACAAGAAAUUAGCAAAAAAAAAAAGAAAAAAAGAAAAAAAAUAUUUUUUUAGCCUUUGAAUUUUUGGCAGACAGUUGGACCACAUCAAGUGGAGGACGACUUGAGAGAUUGGGAAGGUUUCGGGGGGGCGGGCGAGGGCUGGAAACUCUUGAUGGAAAAAUACGGUCCAUAUUCUGUGUUGUGUUAAAAGGUCCCUGCCAGGGUCAGCUUGGCCCGGAUCGGCCCGGUCCGGUCCAGCUGAGUCGGCAGCACGUGGCUGCUCCUCGGGGCAGCAGAUGCGCAGCAGAUGGCGGGAUGGCGUGCUGUGAAGUUCCAGCUAUUUUCUUUCUCCAGGUUAAGUUUCAGCAGCAACAUGAUUGUAUCGUCUCCAGUACAGACAUAACGGAACAGGGCUCAGUUUCUCUCCAGCGUCUUUGUUCCUUUUUUAUUUGAUUUGUUUUUCUUUUAUAAGAGAACAGAGACAGACUUAUUCUGGAGAUGUUUGUGAGGAAACCAGCCUGGAAACCGCAACACAGAGGACAGAACACUGAAGUCAGACAGCUCACAGAAGAGACUCCCCGGGGCCUGGGGACGCAGCCUCUGCUACAUCAUCGUCAUCCUUAACGCUCAACAUUAAAUGUUUCUUUUUUAUUGUAUUUGUUAGGGCACAUAUAGGCAGACAGGUAUUUUCACAACUGCAUAAUGAACCUUCAACCUUGCUAUAUAUGGACAUGUAAAUAAAGUUCUCUAAAGGCAAA